AUUGGGCCAUGGUCCGACCCAACAACACCACCGGCCACGAAGAAAAAAAUGUGUGAUCCCUAAAAAAAAAGUGUGCCGUAGACGUACCUCCCUAUCCAAACCCAAUCUCCGCUCCCCCGGCGGCGCCGCCGUUCUGCACCAGGAGGUAAGGAAGGAAGGACGAUCUUGCUUUGAGGUGUUGGAUCUUUGAUCGGAGAUGAGCGCCCGGCGGUUUGUGAACCUGCUGGUGUCGGAUUGCCAGAAAUUCACCUACACGCUGCGGCGCUUCGACCUGUCCCGCAACCAGCUCUUCUACCCGACACCGGAAGAAGCGGCGGAACAUGCCAAGGUGGUGCCUCCAUUGACGGCCCUGCCCAACAGGCCAGACCUAAUAAACAACCCCUCGGCGGUGGCGGGGGCGGGGGCGGGGGCCAAGGGAAAGAAGAAGAAGAUGAUGAUGAUGAUGAAGAAGCCGGUUUACAUUCGGCUGCCGGCGGCCACGGUCACCAUGAAACCGUCGAUAUGCGCGAUGACCCCGUACGAUCGAUGGGGCAGGAUGUACUGCUUCCCUCUCACCGAAACCAAGCUCUUCUUCGGCGACAGCUCCACGCGCAUCUUCCGCUUCGACGCCGAGACCCACUGCAUCGACACCAUGCCCAGCCUCCACACGCCCAAGCGCCCCCCCUUGGCCCUCUCCAUCCCUCAGUAUCCGGCCAUCUCGAAGGAAGGCCAAGGUGGAGCCCUCUACAAUACAUCAUGGAUAGCAUCCUCAGGCCGCACAGCGAGGGCCAGGUCCAGUUCGAGGCUAUCGUGUACCGCAGGCGCUACCACCCCACCUCCAGCAAGGCGUGGCACUGCGACGCCCUCCCGCCGCCGCCUUUCGUCCAUGACCUGCAGGUUGGUAACAAACCGGCCUCCGUCUGCUCGUACGCCUUGGUUGGCGGACACACCAUCUGCAUCUCUGUCACGGGAGUCGGCAUCUAUUGCUUCGACACGGUGACUCGCGAGUGGAGCAAGGCCGGCGACUGGCUCAUGCCGUUCCACGGCAGGGCGGGGCACGACCCGGAGCUCGGCCUCUGGUUUGGUGCCUCUCACAGCAACUCCCACCUCCCCUGCGCCGCAGACAUCUCCGGCGUCCUGAGAGGGGAGGGGCCGCUGCCGGAGCACACACGAAUCUGGGCGGACACUGACGUGCCAGAGGGAUGGUACCCACCCCGUUACGGUGGCUGCCCCACCAAACUCGUCAACCUGGGUUCCGGCAGGUUUUGCGUCACCAACUUCUACGAAACUAUGGCAUAUGAUGAGCGCUGCGGCCACUGGUUGGUUAAUGACAUAUUGGCUGUCUUCACGGGCAUGGAGGUAGUGUUACCUACCGAUGGCAAUGGGAAUGACAAUGAUGAGGGUGAUUUCAAAGGCAACAACAAUGGGAACGACAAUAAUGGCAAUGGCGAUUGCAAAGGCAAUGCCAAUGGGAACGACAACGUGUCACCUGGUGUCCGUAUGAUUAAGCAUAAAUCCAGAUUUUGUGGGAGUCACGGCACCAACAUGAUCAUGUCGGUGCUCUGGUUCACAUAUUUUGAGGCAUAUAUAAGAGCAUCUCUAGUUGGCUCUCCCAUCAAAUCUCUUCUAACUCCCUAAAUUUUGGGGGUUAAACCCCUUCCGGCCCUUCCCUCAAACUUGCCUCUUCAUGCUCAAAUUUGUGGGGUAAAAGAGCUAUUCUCCUGAAUGCUUUUUCCUUCCCGACACUAUUUUUUCCUUCGGCAGUCACCUAACAGCCGCUGUCCGUCACUUCCCAUCUCCAUGCCGGUGGCACCAUGCCCUCUCUGCCAUCCACCACAACCCUAUGUGGCCCCUCGCGGCCCUAAAGAGAUCAGUUCCAUGAACCUGGGGCGGAUGAUACCUUUUGGUUGCAGUCGACCAGCUACUAAUUAUAUUGAGAGCACCUCCAGCUUCCUGGAGGCGAGAUAAUUCGAUCCAAACAGUGGUCCGUGGAGGACGAAUUUUGCCGACUUCCUUGAAUCCUUUCUAGCAUGCGUUCUUCACGCUUGAUGAGUCCCUUUUCAAAUUACUUAUGCAUAUCAUCUACUGGCCAGAAAGUUGUUGUUGUGCCCAUAUCAAAUUUGAGGAGUUAAGUUUUGAUGGGUGGUUUGAGGAGUUUAAUUUCAGGGAAAGGGCUAGAGAUGGUCUAAUAGUCUGCUCUCAGGCCAUGUCUAGAUGAUUUAUCCUUUUUUUUCUGUUUACCCAUAUAUCCAUUGUAAGAGACGUAUGUAUAUUGGGACUUCAUUUGUUAUAUGCGCGUAAGGGCCCAAAAUUUCAUGAAAUAAGAAUUCUAGGAUUUCAUUCUUCUAUCGCAUUGGGAUGUUUGAAUUCUUGAAUAAACUAAUUUGAGAACAG
This is a messenger RNA of Triticum aestivum (bread wheat), 2373 nucleotides long. RefSeq lists its product as uncharacterized. The transcript has 2 exons. The record is from RefSeq and is a predicted model, not a curated record. NCBI's taxonomy places the organism in Eukaryota, Viridiplantae, Streptophyta, Magnoliopsida, Poales, Poaceae. The coding region runs from base 197 to 979 and encodes 260 amino acids.